Heterocephalus glaber (naked mole-rat) is the source of this 5462-nucleotide messenger RNA. The record is from RefSeq and is a predicted model, not a curated record. NCBI's taxonomy places the organism in Eukaryota, Metazoa, Chordata, Mammalia, Rodentia, Bathyergidae.
GGCGGGACCAGCGUCUGACCCCGACGGGCAAAACACGGUGGCGGGGGUGGCAGGAACGAGGCCAGGUCGGCAGACAGGUCCUGCACAGCUGCGCUCCGCGCCCCUCUGCGCGCGCGGGCACCAUGAGCGGCCGAGUCGGGGACCUGAGCCCCCAGCAGCAGGAGGCGCUGGCCAGGUUCCAGGAGAACCUCCAGGACCUGCUGCCCACCCUGCCCAAGGCUGAUGACUACUUCCUCCUGCGCUGGCUCCGAGCUCAGAACUUUGACCUGCAGAAAUCUGAGGACAUGUUCCGGAAGCAUGUGGAGUUCCGGAAGCAACUGGACCUAGACAACAUUCUCACCUGGCAGCCCUCAGAGGUGGUCCGGCUCUAUGACUCAGGCGGCCUGUGUGGCUAUGACUACGAAGGCUGCCCCACCUGGUUUGACAUCAUUGGGACCCUGGACCCCAAGGGCCUCCUGCUAUCGGCCUCCAAGCAGGAGCUCAUCCGGAAGCGAGUCAAGGUCUGCGAGCUGCUUAUGCACGAGUGUGAGCUGCAGAGUCAGAAGCUGGGCAGAAAGAUCGAGAAGUUGCUGAUGGUGUUUGACAUGGAGGGGCUGAGCCUGAAACACCUGUGGAAGCCAGCUGUGGAGGUCUACCAGCAGUUUUUUGCCAUCCUGGAAGCAAAUUAUCCUGAGACGGUGAAGAAUUUAAUUAUUGUUCGAGCCCCUAAGCUUUUUCCAGUAGCCUUCAACUUGGUCAAGUCAUUCAUGGGUGAGGAGACACGCAAGAAGAUAGUGAUUCUGGGAGACAACUGGAAGCAGGAGCUGACAAAGUUCAUCAGCCCUGACCAGCUGCCCGUGGAGUUUGGGGGCACCAUGACUGACCCCGAUGGCAACCCCAAGUGCCUGACCAAGAUCAACUACGGGGGCGAGGUGCCCAGGAGCUACUUCCUGCGAGAGCAGGUGAGGAUGCAAUACGAGCACAAGGUGUCUGUGGGCCGAGGCUCCUCCCAGCAGGUGGAGAAUGAGAUCCUGUUCCCAGGCUGUGUGCUCAGGUGGCAGUUUGCAUCGGAUGGUGGGGACAUCGGCUUUGGGAUUUUCCUGAAGACCAAGAUGGGGGAGUGGCAGAGAGCUGGGGAGAUGACGGAGGUGCUGCCCAGCCAGCGAUACAAUGCCCACCUGGUGCCAGAAGAUGGGAGCCUCACCUGCCUCAAGCCUGGCAUCUGUAAGAGCUGUGAGAUGUCCUGCGCUUUGACAACACCUAUAGCCUGAUAUAUGCCAAGAAAGUCAGCUACACAGUGGAGGUGCUGCUCCCCGACAAGGCCUCUGAGGAGAAGUUGCAGGGUCUCACGGCAACGAGACCUUCCCCAGCGCAAUGAAGACCCUGGUCACCUCUGCACCUGCCCCCUCCAACCCCUUUGCAGCCCCCUGUCUGCCCCCUGCCCUCCAGAUGGUGCUAAAGGUGAUCACAGAGAGCAACUUACCCCACAUCACCAUCUCAGGCACUGUGUGGCCCCUUGGCAUAGUGGCCAAGCAGGAAUCAGGACAACCAUUGCUGACAUCAUCCUGGAGAGUCAAAGGAGCACCUCCUCCCCUGUCCCUAGGGAAUAGAAAUGACAACAACCUUGAGAGGAACCCUGUGUUUACAAAGAAAGGUUUCUGCCCGCAGAAGCUGCCUUUGGGUCCAUCUGACAAGGCCUACUUAUCCCAGGAUUCACCUGUGUCUGGUAUCCCAUCUUGGGGUGCAUGAGCCCCAGGCCCUGCAGGGACCCCGGCUUCAGGCCUGAGAAGCAGAGAAGCCCCAUUCUCUGCCCACAGAAGGUUGGAAAGGAUGGGGAGAGUCAUUUGGAGGCAGCUGGUGGGAUACAGGGCAAGGGUGAGGCUCCCAGUUCCAGCUGAGCAUCGAGGCCUCUCCAAGCUUGUUCUGCUACCUUUGAGGGAAAAAUCAGAAAUGGGCAGCAGGACCAGGCAGGGAUGCCAUCACAGCACAUCCAGCCUUACCGAGCUGAGUAGGCAGAGACCGAGUCUCCAGCGGCCCCCUCCCUCCACACUGCUGGGAUCCCCCUGAUGCUCAGCUGGGGUCCCCCUGAUGCUCAGCUGGGGUUCUUGCCUGGCCUGAGUGGGGCCAGGACCAACAGAAAGCUGGAGGGAAAGGCAUGUUGCUGGGAUGCAGUGUGUGAGCUGCCACUUCUGAUGUUCAUCCUGGACUCUGGCCUGAACUUUUGAGCUUUUCCUCCAUCUUUGUCUCCCUGGGAGAGUGGAAAGUCUCGACCAGUAAUGGUUUCUACACAUGGUUUCUCAAAAGCUAGCCCUCCUGGUGGCUACAGCCCACACUCAGGAUGACCACUGCUUGCUCUUCAGGGUAGACCAUACCCAACACAGGAAUUAGCCGAGGAAGUCACUAAGUGUGAGCUGGUGGGUUGUCUCCAGGUGGCAAUGAGCCCAUCACCUGGGCCUGGGAGCCCAAGCUGUGCUGCCCGGCCCCUCCCCACUCUGCCCUUUGGCUGGACCAGGACAGUGCCCACCAGUAUCUCAAAAGACUUGUGUUCUACCUGGGUGGCUCAGCCCCCAGCUCAGUAUCAUUGAUCCUGCCCUCCUUGUUUGUCCUGCCAUAUUGUGCCAAAGGGCAAGAGUCCUGUCCUCCCAGCUGACUCCCUGGGAGUGAGUGGUCAGAUGUCCCUGUAAAAGAGGUCCUUGCUGCAAAAUGUCAAUACCCUAGCUAUGGAAGACCCCUCCCCAAGGCCAGAAGCCUCAGUACACACCACCUGUCCAGGGGCUUCGCAAGUAACCAAGCUCCGGCCACUUUCUGCUCCCAGAUUCUGAGGUUUCAUUUUUUUCCAGUUAAUAGGUUAAUAAUUUCUUCGUUAUCCAGGAUGCAUUUUAAGGGAAAAAUGAGGCUUGGGAAGAUGGGGGUGGUCUUCUAGGCAGUUGUGCGACCCUUGGGGCCCCCAUCCCCUGCAGCUCAGCCAGCUGCACUGUUGACAGUUUAGCAUCUGAGCAGGAGGUCUGCUGCCAUAGAAAACAAACUCGACACCUAAAGCCAUCCAUGAGGCAUUCUGGUCCAAGGGUUAAAGCAGAUUAGCAAGAGAAAAAACAAUGGUUGUGAGGGCUCCAAGGAGACUGCUUGGGGCUGUCAGGCAAGAAUCACACGAUGUCCUCAAGGUGAAGGGCUGCCCCUGUGUCCAAGAUGUGACACAUUUCCACCACUCUGUUGCACCAUGUGUUCACCUUCCCUGCUGCCUCUGCAGAGGCACUCGGGCCUCCCAGGGCCAUUUCCCCACACUCUUUGCCAGGGUAUAGGGAGUGUGGUCAACUGGGGUUGGGAGGACUCUGUGCUUGCUUUCACUUAGCCUACCUGUUGCCAUGACAGGCACUUGAAACACCUCAGUUCAGCCUUCCUUCCACCCCUUGCCUAAAAACCAGGUUUUUGGACUUGAACCCUGACCUUUGCUCUUCUAACCACCUGCAGCCAAUUUUGUGUCAAUAUAACCUCAAGCAGUUCCCUGGCAGGUCACAAAGAUUGCUGUGUCCCCUGCACAUGGUUUCCUGAGGCUCUGAUCACAGAGACUAGACACAGAUAUCGUUUGUCUGGGGAUGGCAAGUAACAAGGUACUGGGGAGUGAACACUUCACCUUCAUGGGUGACAGUAGUUUUGAGGCCCCAGCUGAAAGUCUUGGAUCUCCUGCAAGGCCAUACAACACAAGGCAAAAGAAAGACACAAAAACAAGACUUAAACGGAAAGUAGGGACUGAGGCGGGCCACGCCAGACAUGUGGCAAUGAUGCUGAGCAUGUGGUGAGGACCCCAAGCAACCAGGACCAUCCGUAUAUAUUGAUUCCACAGGCAUGGGUAAGAAUAGGGUAGAUGAUAUCAGCUGACACAGGCAAGGCUUGUAGAGGAGAGGGUAAGGCGUUCUUGCAGGAGCAUACCUGACCAGGUCAGUUGUGGUUAACUAGUAAAUUACUAAAACAAUUAAGGGAGGGGUAGCUCUAUGAAUGGAAUUUGGUCUGGAGCCAAAGGUCCUCACCCACAGUUAUCUCACUAGGAACCCUGAAGCUGCGCAGGUCAGGACUUAGACCUCACCUGCGGUCACUGGCAUGAAAACUAUACUAGCCUGCAGCAUCCGACAUGCUCCUGUGAGUCACAUAGGCUUCAGUCUGGCUCCAAAUAUAAUGCGGCCAAUUACAAGGAAAGAAUGCCUGGUCCAUAUUACAGCCUGCUCUAGCCUGGCCAGAGGGGUCUGCCCUACAGUAGCAUCUCCUACCUGGCCAAGGAGGCAGGAACACACUGAGAGCUCAGCAGGAAUAUGUCCUCAGGAAUCCCAUUCUAAAUUCUUUUUUUUUCUUCUUUUGGUGCUGGAGACCUUUGCACCGAGCUGUACUCCCAGCCCUUUUUCUAUCUUUAAUUUUGAGACAGGGUCUCAUUUAGUCAUUAAGUUUCCCAGGCUAGGCUUGAACAUAUGAUCUUCCCUCAGCCUCCCAGAAUGCUGAGAUUACAUGCAUGUGCCACGAUGCCCACCCACUCUUAAUUUCUUUUUUUUGUACCAGGGAUUGAACUCGGGACCUUGCGCUUUCAAGGCAGGCACCAGAACCACUGAGCUAAAUCCCCAGCCCCCCACUCAAUUUUUAACACUGUCCAUUUUUUAUAGCUGACAAGGAAGAAGAGGAGGAGGAGAAUUUGCUCAGGUGGGGAGCACUGGGUUGCCCAAAGUUCAUUUCUUCAUCUACCCAUUCAUUCUUCAGCGCUUAUUAAUUGUCUGCCUAGCAUCCGGCAUCAAAGCCCCCGGGGACACCAAGGACACUGGGAUGACCCAAUUUUGCUAACGGAAAACUGGCCUACACUGAGGGAGGCAGAACUGACUAUGAAGAUCAGUUAUCAAAUCCACUUGCCUAGUCAGAUGUGGUGCUGAAAGCCUGUGAUCCUACCACUGCCGGUGCUGAGGAAGGAGGAUCGCCGCAAGUUUAAGGCCAGUGUAAGCUACAUAGUGAGUUCAAAGUCAGACUGAACUGCAUAGUGACACCCUGUCUCAAAACAAAAAUGCACUUGCCUGGGCUGCGUAUUUAGCUCAGUGGUUCUGCCGCCUGCCUCGAAAGCACAAGGUCCCGAGUUCGAUCCCUCGUAACAAAAACAAAAACAAAAAAAUGCACUUGCCGUCACCAUGUGCACUUGUCGGGGAGUAGCUGAAUUCUGGAGGAGCAUCCAGCAAAGAAAGCAGGCAAGGGUAUCAAAGGAGCUUUGCCUCAGAAAGUGACCACUGAGAGGAGAGCUAAAAGAUGUGUGAGGUGACCAGGUGCAGUGAGUCUUACAGACGGAGGAAUGGGGUGUGGGUGGCCAGGGAGUGUUUAGGGCUGAAGGACUGACAUACAGAAGGGCUCUCCUGGCCCUGGAUAACACCGGUAACAACUCCCCAGUGUUUGCUACUCUGCAUGAAUGACUGUGUACACAUUAAAUAGUUGUUAAUAAAACCACGUUUUAUAAAAUGAAA